UCGACCAACAUGGAGGAAAAGUAGGCAGUUCCUCCCCGCUGUAAAGAAAUUUAUCGUGAUACUAAGAAGCUCAAGCGAACAAACUGAUAUUGAAAGCAGGAAAACCCAUGUUGUAUGUACUUAGACACUAAAGAUGGCCCAGUGCAAGCAGACGGCUGAGGAAUUCAUCACCAAUGCCUUCAGUCCGAUGGUGGCUGUACUGUGCAGCGCUGAUGCAGAGAAAUUGUGCCAGAAAAAUAAUCUUUCCUUCGUUCAAUUAAUUCAGCCUUUUUGCAGAUUGAGCACAGAAGCUCAUAUCCGUGACCCCGGUGGCAUUCCCCAUGUUGUGAAGAGCCUCCGUAUCAUUGUCAAGGACAUGCAACAGUCUCUAUACCAGCCCACCAUGGCAAAGAGGCUCAUGAACGAGACGGUGUCCGGAGCCUGCCCAAGUAAUAUGGACAACACCAAGGGGACAGUGCUAACUGUGGGAGACUAUGAUCUCCAGAUUAGCUCCACCACCCCAUGGUUUGAGGUGUAUCGGGACUGUUUCCUAGAAGUGGCCUAUCCAUCAGACCAUGAGUUCCUCAAGCACUUCCUGUCUUGUAUGUUCAUCGUAUCCUCCUCCAACCCGGACCCCAUGGACCAGUUUGCCAAGCUGUCACAACAACAGCAUCAGCAGCAGCACCAGUCACCCACCAAGCCACCCAAGUGGUUCUCACCUAACACAUUCAAGUACUUUGUCUUGGUGCAUGAUGUGGCUGAAGGAGAGGAAUCCAAAAAUGUCUACAGCCCAAGGAUGGUGCAGGCUGAUGCAGUGUAUCAAAGCAUGAAGUCCAUGUACGGGGCAGGGAGCUGUCACCUGCUGCAGAUUAACUCUAGGUCCGUCAGCAGCAAGGAGAACCUGAACAAUGAACCUGAUCCAUGGAGCCAGUUUAUGCCAAAGAACGAUGCGGAGUCAUUGGAUAUUGAAGCCAGCCUGUUCAGCAAGAAUGACUCCAGUUUUCCCUCCAGGGUCACAGAAGGUGAGGGAACACUACGCAUGGAGACUGUCAUAGAAGAUGCUACAGAGGUCAAAGAAGAACCCAGCAUGCAGAAGAGUGCCUCUGCCCCAGUGAUGUCACAUCCUCUAGAUGACAACACAGUAGAUGGUGGUUGGAGCGAAACGGCUGACAGAGGGCAGCAGCAGCAGCAAGACAGCACAGAUGGCACACCUGCAGACCCCUCUGCUCAAUCCAAAGGCAUUCCCAAUCAAACACAGGCUAAGGCUCGGCCGGUAGUCAAUGGCGAUGUUGGGGCUUCUAGUCAGCAUGGACUCUGUCUGACACCAAGCGACCAUGACAGGCUGAAGAUAUUCAUUCAUGAGUUUUUGGUUCGAGGGCUGAUACCAUGGGCUGAAAGGAUGAUCAGGACUUUAAAUGACCAGGUGUCAUCUCGUAAGCGUUCCUUAUUCAGUGGUGCUAAGAAGUGGUUUGGUGGCUACAAACCCAAUGACAAGCCUACGAACAAUACAACAGUGGUCUAUACACCUGAAGCCCCAGAAAUGCAGACACGGCGGCUGGCAGACCUGGCCUUCAUGUUCCAGUUGUAUGAAAUAGCUUACCAGACAUAUCAUGCCCUGAAGAGAGACUUCAACAAUGAUCAUGCUUGGCUACACCACGCUGGAGCACUGGAAAUGGCCAGCCUGGCAGUGUUUAUGCAGGGUAGUCAGACACAGAGACAGUAUCCAGCACAUUAUAUAGAGUCUGCCAUUGCCUCCUAUCUCAACACAUGCAAGUCUCCCCAGUUUGCUACCAGGGCCACUCUGAUGAGCACGGAGGCACUGAAGAGCAGAGGCAUGUAUGCAGAGGCAGCUAUGCAGUUUAUCAAGAUGACCAGUGAGGACUCAGACCUCCGCAGUGCCCUGAUGCUGGAGCAGGCUGGCCACUGUUUUAUCAACAUGAAGCUGCCCAUGGUGAGAAAGUACGCAUUCCACAUGAUCCUGGCUGGACACAGGUUUAACAAGGCAGGCCAGAGACGCCACGCCCUCAGAGCCUACAGCCAGGCACUGCAGGUUUAUAAGGGGAAAGACUGGAUACUCGCAGAGGAUCACAUCAACUUCACAGUGGGCAGGCAGUCCUUUAAUCUGAAACAGUUAGACAACGCUGCCUCAGCUCUCAGGCAUCUGUUAUGUAGGUCAAGUCAACAGACACCUGCUCAGCAGGGGGCAUUUCUCAAGGAGUACCUGUUUGUAUUCAAGCAACACCUUCAGCAAGGCUCCAGUGUGGACGGCCUGCCUCAGUUGCCUUUGCCUUCUGUCAAUGGAAACACAGCUAAAGUACUGCUCUGUCAACCUGGGCAGUGUCCACAAGGCAAUAAGACCCCUGCCACAGGCGUUGGAUUUAUAGAUGAUGGAAGAAGCUUGUCUUGGAUGGAACUUGAACAAAAGGUGGCAGCAACUGCAUCCGGCAAACCUGGCAAAGUGCCAGCCAACUUCAAGCCCAGUGUCCAGUGCUUUUCUGACCUCACGAACAACAGUUCACACCCUGUGGCAGUCAUAGGGGAACCCAUCUUUGUGGAGAUUACAUUGGUCAAUCCACUGAAGAUUUCACUGGUUUUGACUGACAUUGUAUUACUGUGGAGUUUUCUACCUCAUGUGGAUGAAGAGCAAAAUCAAGAAAAGCCCCCACAGUUGAUCACCAAUGAACAUGUAGAAACUGGCAAAAAAACUUUAGCCAAUGAACUGGUAGAGAGUGAGGUGAUUCCAGAGUUAGUUCUGGAGGCCCUGAUGACGGAGCCUCUCCAGUUGUCUGUGAUUCCUAAAAAAGAAGGAGAGCUUCACAUAACUGGAAUUGCCUAUAACCUGGGUACAAGCAGUUCCAGCACAAACACCACCAGCGCCACCAGUGGCAAUGUUAUUGGCAAUCCUGGUGAGCAGAAGCCAAGUUUUAUCAGUGGUAUCUCUGUGAGGGGGAAGCAAGUGAUAGAGGUGCAGGGGCCGCGCCUCAAUGCUUCCAAAGUGGAAAAGUGCAGCAAGAUUUAUGGCCCCGACAGGAGACUGGAUGUGCGGAUUGUGCCAAAGAUGCCUCUGUUAGAGGUAAACUUGUAUGGUGUUCCCCAGACAAUGAUGUGUGGAGAAGUCCAACAACUGACAGUGGAGUUCAUCAACAGGGGCCCUCUCCCUUUACACAAACUCUACAUGGCCUGCUCCCAUCCAAAAUUCUGUACUUUUGGGAGCUCUGACACCCUCCCUCAGGCCUCUGCUUUAUAUCAGUACAACUCCCAGCAGACAGGGUCAGCAGUGCACAAUGAACUUCACGUUGUUAAGGAAUUAUGGGCGGAGGACGCUCAGCAGGUGCCCUUAAAACGUGACAUUUUAGACCCAGGGGGAGUGGUCAGUGUCCCACUGUGGAUUAGGGGACUGGAUAUCAAUGGAGUCCAUAAUGUGGAUUUUCUGUUUUAUUAUGAACCAGUUGAUAGGAAAUGUCCAUUGAUGAGGCAUCGUGUUGUCCGCCACACUGCUGUGAUGAGGACCAGCAAUGCACUGAAGCUGACCUCCACUGCCCAGAAGCUGCCUCCCAGUAAGAGGGGACAACUGAACAGUCUGGUGCUGGCACUGGAGGCAGAGAAGGUGUUUGAUGCCAGUGUGCUGGAGGUGAGCUUACUGCAGGUGUCCUGUGCCAGCCCCACCUGGACACUGCAUCACCUGAGUACCAGACCACAUACAGAUAUGAAGUUAAGUGCCACAGAGUCAUUAUUGAUGUCAUUCAAGGCCACUAGGUGUCAGGACUGUGCUGCAGUGUCAUCAUCAAAGCUGAUUUUCUCAGAUGUCACAUUUGAUCAGCAUCAGAUCAGUAGCACAGGCAGCCCAUGCUGUGAUUUCUGCUUUAAGUCUCGCCAGACGUGGAAGUUGGCGUCAAGUAGCAGUGAGGGGGAUCCUUCUGUACCCCAGACCACCCCCACCCCACCGUCACAGGACCAGGGUCUGGAGGACCUGGCACAUAUAGAUCUUAGUUUAAUUGUUCUCUGGAAGUUCAAGGUGGUGACAGAGAGUGGUGCUAUAGGGACAAUACAGGGACAACAUCACCUCCAUAUAGACAGCCUGGAUACCCCUGCCUACUCCCCUGCUGUGAGCAAGGUGCCUGUAGAGCAUGCCCCAGUGAAAAUAAUCAAGGACCGCGCCCCUUCAUUGCCAAGCCACCCCAAUCCUGAACUGGUCUCUCAGCUACUCAAGAUAUGCUUACGGCACAAUAUGACGGUACUGCAUAAUUUCCACAAGAACAGGCUGUGUUACAUGCCAGUUAGUAUAGUGCUGCAUAACACAUCACAGAACACAGUGAAAGUUGAUAUGUCUUCCCGUGAACCCAGCUCACACAGAUCCCAUGCUGAAUCCACAACCUCUGACAUCAUCCUGGAGCCAACAUCGUCAGGUUUCAGCUGGUCUGGAAAAAUCCACAGCACACUCCAGCUCCAGCCCCUAGAGACACACACACUCCACCUGGUGGCCUGUUUCAACUCCCCUGGAGUGUACAAUUUGAAUAGGCUCCAGGUGGCAGCAGGGGUAUUGAGGGAGUCCAGUGACCUUGACAUUGAUAUGGUUGUACAGAAGCAUCCAGCGCCAUCUGUUGCCAUAGUUAAACAAGAGCCUCUUACGUCAAGUUAGGUUCUUGUUUGUGAAAGAAGAUGAGAAGACAUGGAUAGGAGGUUCAGUUGAGACGUAAAUGGAAGUUGUGCUUCUUGAAAUUUGUUCAUGUAUGAAAAAAAAAAAAAUUCAUGCUGUUAAAUGGUAUUCUGCUUCAUUGUGGUAAAUUACAGUUAAAAGAUGGGAGUGUGCAAAAAUAAUUGCCUUGUUUUCUUGUCAUUGCUGUGAAACAUGAACUUUGCCUUUUGCAGUUUAUGUGAUAAUUGGUCAGAAUGUGUGUGUACAGUCUGUCUGGGAGGCAAAAUAUGAUUUUGUAAAUUCGAAAAAUCUGUCAAGAUUUAGGUAGGAAAUGAAAGAUUUGUUUAAUUCAGGGUUUUAAAUUGCUGAAAAUUAACUGUUGAGUGCAAUUCUAUAUUUUCAAUAUAAAGUGUGAAACAUGGUAAUUCUGAAUGAAAAAUGUUAUAUUUCUUGAACAAUUGCACUUCUGCGAAAGUUUGUGAUCAAGUUGUUGGUAUCUUUUCAUCAGUGAAUUUUCUGUAUUGAGACAGCAGUGCUUGGCAAUGGAAAUAACUUGUAUGUUAUUUUUUAAAGUGCAACAACAUGUACAUAGAUAUGUAAACAUCCCAUUGGAUUUUUUAUUCCCUGUUGGUGCAAAAUGGUAUUUGUGGUACGAACAUUUCAAUGUCAUACAUUGUUAUAUGAAUCUGUGAAGUGCUACCCAAUAGCACACAAACAUGUAAGAAUUCCAAGUAUAUUACAGAGCAUCACUGCUCUACAUUGCCAUAAGGUAUGUUAAUAAGUUUCUUUAAGUCUUUGGUAGACGAAAUAACUACCAAGCGGUGUCCAAGUCAAAGCUUCGUUUUUAUAUGCUUGCAUUAGUCAAACCAGAAUAAUGUGUUUCAAAGGAAGUUGUAAAGGAUAGAAAACGUUACAGUUGAAUGACAGAAAGCCUGUUUGUUUGUGUAUAUGUGUGUGCCUGUGUGUGUGUAAGGCAAAGAGAGGAGAGGAGUUUUAUGUGAAUUAAAAAUUGUCAAUUGACAUUUUUUUCUGGGUAAUUUAGUAUAACUACAUAAUACUUGCACAACCAACAACGGACCCAUAGUGGUGAUAUAUAAGCUGCUGACUUCAUGAGCAAUGAGUUACGUCCGCUUAGAAAAGAUCAGUUUAUUCAUUUACCAAAAAAAGCUUAAAAUUUGUUUUGAUUUCUGUUAAAAAAUGUUUCCGAUUUCCGAAACUUGUGAAUUAAGUGGUGUUUUUCUGUACAAGUUGAAAAUAUCUCGUAAUUCAUUGUGUUAACUACUUUUCUUUAUGCCAUCCUUCAGAAAUGCAGUGGUUAUAGGUUAAUCGUUCCAAACUGUUUAUGUCUUCAUCUUGAUAUCGUGUCGAUACCUAUAAACUGAGGGAACUUUUGUUAUUGGUUGGUUAUUUAUGACGUCAGAGAUGAUAUAAUUUCAGUAUCUGAUAAGGAUUUACUUAUGUAUUUUGUUUCCACAUAAUCAAAGCGUGAUCAAGGAAAUCUUCGUGGCUAAGGGUUGUUUGUUCGUUUUAUUUUCUAGACGGCAUGCGGUCAAAGAACCCGUUCAAAUAAGAGAGAGUUGGUAAAGAUUGUAGUCAAAACGAUAAGAAUGUAGCUUCGUAAAGUGUUCUUUAAUAUACGUGUACAGCGAGUUCCCUACUAAUAGAACAAAUUAUAUACAGCUACUUAAAUAGACAAUUUAACUACCAGAACUUGCAUGUUCAAUAAGCCUGUGGUAUAAGAAUGACACUGAGUAAUCUGGCCGCUUGCUACUUUCUAAUUAAGAUAUUUAAUAUGAUUCCAGACUGAUAAAUAUGUUUUCGGGUAUUCUGCUGUGUGAUGUUUAUGGGCAAUGGCAUAAAUGGAAAUGUAUUUAAGAUUUAAACAAGUUUUCUAUGCGUAUUUGUAAAUACUAAAAACCGUGGAUCAUUUUCACAUUUCAUCUGUAAAUGUUUUCAAUGAUGAUUCAGUUUACAAUAAGAUACAUUUAUCUGGA
This is a messenger RNA of Lingula anatina, 6609 nucleotides long. RefSeq names its product trafficking protein particle complex subunit 8. Gene Ontology annotation, cellular component: TRAPPIII protein complex. NCBI's taxonomy places the organism in Eukaryota, Metazoa, Brachiopoda, Lingulata, Lingulida, Lingulidae. The record is from RefSeq and is a predicted model, not a curated record. Gene Ontology annotation, molecular function: protein binding.